Gopherus flavomarginatus (Mexican gopher tortoise) is the source of this 6278-nucleotide messenger RNA. RefSeq names its product inositol-trisphosphate 3-kinase B (gene ITPKB). Lineage: Eukaryota; Metazoa; Chordata; Testudines; Testudinidae. Gene Ontology annotation, molecular function: inositol tetrakisphosphate kinase activity; inositol-1,4,5-trisphosphate 3-kinase activity. The record is from RefSeq and is a predicted model, not a curated record. The coding region runs from base 30 to 2801 and encodes 923 amino acids. Gene Ontology annotation, cellular component: nucleus; cytoplasm. The transcript is spliced from 8 exons. Gene Ontology annotation, biological process: inositol phosphate biosynthetic process.
UUGCCCCGCGAGCGCCCGGGCUCAGUACUAUGGCUGUGUACUGCUAUGCGCUCAAUAGCCUGGUGAUGAUGAAUAGCAGCAACGAGGUGAAGAGCGGCGGUAGCCGGAGCAAGACACCUCCUCCCCGGGGGCAGGUGCUGCAGGUCCCGGAGCCGCACGGCGCCUGCUGCCCCACGCUCAGCCCGGGCGCCGGGAGCCCCGGCUGCCCCCGGAGGAGCUCGACCUUCCUCUUUCCCCCGGGGGAGCAGCCGCCGCCAGAGGAGCCGGGGAGCGCCAGGACUCCCGAGGGCAGCAGGCGGCCCAGCAGCCCGAGCUGGCUGGGAAGGGAAGAGCCGUGGCGGCCCCGCCACUGGGAGCUGCAGAACGUGCAGGUGAACCAGAAAGUGGGGCUCUUCGAGGCGCACAUCCAGGCGAGCAGCUCCGCCACCCCACACCUCAAGAGCCCGCGGCUGGGCAGGAGAUCGCCGACCCCCAUCCCGCCCCGCCGCAGCCGGCCCCCCGGCGGAGACCCACGGGAAGCGCCCAGGAAGGAGGAGGAGAAGGUCCGGACAAGCCCCUUUCCCUGGCCGGCGGCGCAGAGGGGGAUAGCACAGGAUCCAGCAGAGACGGGGAGGAGGCGUGAGUCCCCCGGGGCGCAGGUUUCCGGGGAUACGCAGAGGGGGGGUGGGCACUGUGAAGCGCAGAUUGCCGGGGAGAUGGAGAGGGGGAGCAGCACUCUCGGAGCGCGUUGUACAGAGGAGAUGAAGAGGGGCGGUGGGAUGCCCAGAGAGCUGGGAACGAAGGAGAUGGAAAAGAGCAGCGGGUCCUGCGAACAGGAGGGACCGGAGGAGACGAAGAAGUGGAGCGGGUCCCCCAGGGCUCAGAACUCAGAAGUGAUGGAGAGGGGGAGCAGUGGAGCGCGGAACUCAGAAGUGAUGGAGAGCAGGGAGUGGGUUCACCCAGCGCAGGGCUCGGAAAUGAUGGAGCGGAGGAGCGAGUCCAGUGGAGUGCGGAGCUCAGGGGUGUUGGAGCAAGGUGAGGGGACCCAUAGCGUGCAGGGCUCUGGGGUGAUGGAGCGAGGUGAGGGGACCCACAGCGUGCAGGGCUCUGGGGUGAUGGAGCGAGGUGAGGGGACCCACAGCGUGCAGGGCUCUGGGGUGAUGGAGCAAGGUGAGGGGACCCACAGCGUGCAGGAUUCUGGGAUUAUGGAGCGAGGUGAGGGGACCCACAGCGUGCAGGGCUCUGGGGUGAUGGAGCGAGGUGAGGGGACCCACAGCGUGCAGGAUUCUGGGAUUAUGGAGCGAGGAGAGGGGACCCACAGCGUGCAGGGCUCGGGGAUCAUGGAGCGGGGCAGGGUAGCCCUAGAAACUCAGGGUUCCGCAUCAACAGAAGAGAGGAGCGAGAACUGCGGAUUGCGAGGCUCGGACUCAUCAGCUGCCCCAGAGCAAGGGAGGGGUGAAGAGCAGCAUUGUCCCCUCCGGACUGGCUGCUGGGGGGAGCUCGGGAGUCCGCUGGCCUGGGCUGGCUCUGUGGAGGAGCUGUGCCCAGUGCCUGGGAGCUCCUUGGGAGCAGUGGAUCAAGCCUGUGCCCAGCUGCAGCAGGACCACCUUGGAGACCGUCAGCUGCUGGUGACGGCAGCACUCACAGAACAAAAGGGGAAACCCCCGGGGGAGGGCUGCUGUGGGAGCAGCAUCCCAGCUGUCAUCAUUACUGACCUAGGGGGUCAGGAGGAGGAGGCCGGGGAGAGCCCCCGAGUGAACAUGCCCAUCAGAAAGCUGUCUUCCUCUUCGGCUUCUUCCACUGGCUUCUCAUCCUGGGAAGAGUCUGAGGAGGACAUCUCCAGUGACCCCGAGCGCACUUUGGAUCAAGCCCAGCCCUUCCUGCAGACCCUGGACCAGCACAAACCCAGAGUGAGCAAGUCAUGGCGGAAGAUCAAAAAUAUGGUGCAGUGGUCUCCCUUUGUUAUGUCCUUCAAGAAAAAGUAUCCUUGGAUUCAACUAGCAGGGCAUGCAGGUAGCUUCAAGGCUGCAGCCAAUGGCAGGAUACUCAAGAAGCACUGUGAAUCUGAGCAGCGCUGCUUGGACCGCUUGAUGAAUGAUGUCCUUAAGCCCUUUGUUCCUGCCUACCAUGGGGAUGUGGUGAAGGAUGGGGAGCGGUACAAUCAGAUGGAAGACCUGCUGGCUGAAUUUGACUCCCCCUGCGUUAUGGACUGCAAGAUGGGAGUCAGAACGUAUUUGGAGGAAGAGCUAACAAAGGCCAGAAAGAAGCCAAGCCUACGGAAGGACAUGUAUCAGAAGAUGAUUGAAGUAGACCCCAAUGCCCCGACCGAGGAGGAGAAUGCCCUGCAUGCAGUAACUAAGCCCCGAUACAUGCAGUGGAGGGAGACCAUUAGUUCUACAGCAACACUGGGAUUCAGAAUCGAGGGAAUAAAGAAAGAAGAUGGCACAGUGAACCGGGAUUUCAAGAAGACAAGAACAAAGGAACAGGUCACAGAGGCCUUCAGAGAAUUUACUAAAGGAAACCGUAACAUUCUGAACGGUUACCUUAAUCGGUUGAAGGGGAUCCGUGACACCCUGGAAACAUCGCCAUUCUUUAAAUGCCACGAGGUAAUUGGGAGCUCCCUCCUCUUCAUUCAUGACCAAAAGGAACAGGCCAAAGUCUGGAUGAUCGACUUUGGGAAAACCACACCACUGCCAGAGGGACAAUUCCUCCAGCACAACGUGCCAUGGGUGGAAGGGAACAGAGAGGACGGCUACCUCUGGGGGCUGGACAACCUCAUUGAGAUCCUAAUGGAAUUGUCACAGAGCGAGGACCUGCAUUAAAGCCAUAUGGCCAACUCCACCACUACCCAGCAUCCUGCCCCCCAAACUGACUCUUCUGAACUGCACUACAAGACACUUUCCAAGGCCCCCCCGCCCAUGUUAAAGCUAUAACUUCCCUAUUUAAGGUGGUUUUUAGUUUUUGUACAUAUGUAGAUCACCUGCCAGAACAAAUGCUGAACUUGAAACCUUGGCUUUGCUCUAUAGAUGGGAGCAGAUCGUGUCGCUCGUCGCAGGCGCCUGAGCAGCGAGCAGCUGUGGUCUGGUUGGCUAGGUGAACGCACGCUCUUUCCAUAGCAUUUCUGGCUCUUAGUCAAUCUCUUUUGAACAAGAACGUACGUAGUGAGCAGUUGUGCAGCUGAUGCGCCCUCCAGUUGAACGAAGAUGAUGUCCGAACCCUGAGUUCUGUUGCUCCUGAACUGUGUAAUUAAAGCCCUUCCUGCUAAGUGAAUGACAGAAUUUAUUCAGCUGUAAGGCUCAUCUGUCCUCUAGUGGCUGGUGUUGGUAACACACCAUCCUCAAAGCAGUCAAGGCUUCAUAGCUUUUAGAUUGCCAUUUUAAGUGUCUUAGGGUUUAUGGAAUAAGGAAGACACAGAUUCUGGAGAAGGUGAAGGCAGGGAUACCAGAUUGGGAGCGGUUUAGUUACAUUUAAUAACAUCCUUCGUCCUAGGAAGCUAGAGGUUUGGAAUCCUUAGGAGAUCUAGGUUUCUCUCUCUUCGAGCAACCUUGUUAUCCACUUGUGAUUGUUCCGUUAUUUUCGAGUGGCCAUUGGAAUUGCGAAGUCUGUUCUUGUCAAUAACCAAGUUUGGUGUGACUGUGGCUCUUACUAACCUAUUUGGUGCUGGAUGAUGAGCUUCCCUCUAACCACUGAGGUGGGCUGGCGUUGUCAGCUGUAGAUGUUUAUCAUGGGCCUGUCUUCAAAUUGAAAUCGCCUUUGAGCAACUUAGCAGUAGGGCAAUGUGCUGGCACGUGAAGAUCUGAGACUGAUGCUCAGACCUCCUAGGCCAGCACUGACUGGGAAUACUGUAGAACCAAUAGUCUGAACCAAGACAACAAAGAAGAGAUUUCUCUUCUGUCUCCAGCGAUCCUGCUCCCAUUAUAGGAGCAAAUUCCAGCCCUCCUAACCUGGGAUGGUGGCCUACCAUGUGGCUUGAAGCCUCAGAUGAGGCUGAAGGAGAGUGAAAGUGGCUAUAGGGACCAUUGUGAAACUUUAAAAAGGCUUCAAUGUUGGAGGAUAUUUCCUAGCAAUUAUCAAGUUAGCUGUCCUCUGCGCUGUGUAAGGCUAAUACUGCUAAGUGUGCAGAAAGGGAUGGGAACCCCUGGUAAAUCUGGGUCAGAAGAGAGUUCACAAGGGGAGUGGUCUCCAUUAUUUUUCAAUGCCUUUGAGCAGCUUUUGUAGUAUCCUUGUUACAAGCCCUUACGAUUGGCAAAUGCCAGGCAUACUUAUGGGUUCUUGUAGAACCAGUCCUGGCUACAUCUCAGACAGAAUUGCAUUAACUGAUCUAAAAGGUUUCUUUCAUGUGCAGGGCCGGCUCCAGGCACCAGCCAAGCAAGCUUGUGCUUGGGGCGGUAGAUUCUACGGGGCGGCAUUCCACCCAGUCCUAGGGUGGCACGGCCACAGUUUUGUUUUGUUUUUGUUCGUCAAUCCGGCUGCCCUGUAGAGGGUGGCGGCGCGGAGGAGGGGAGCGCCCUGCAGCAAACUCAGCACGGUAGCCUGUGUCCUUCCCUCCCCCCCACUGGAGCGGUGCAGAACCCUCCUGGCAGGUGGCGCAGCAGUCGAGGUCACGUGGCGAGUGCCCCGCUGAAGCGCUGGCUGCCCCCCUUCUCCCUCUCCUCCCUGCUCCCUCCCCCUCCCCUUCGCUAGCCGGGGCUCGUCUGCAGUGCAGGGAGUCCCCCUGCUCCUUGGCUCUGGCCGCGCCGUGGUUCUCCCCCCCCCACCCCCGUGCUUUGCCGCUCCAGACGUGCCGUGUUUUUUUUUUAACCCGGCUUUGCCGCUGCAGCCGCCCUGCACCCUUGUUUUUGCUUUGGGCGGCAAAAAAGUCAGAGUCAACCCUGUUCAUAUGUGCAAAGAACCUGCCCCUAGUGGUGUGCAUUUGAGAGCUCUUAUAUCUACAGCAGUAUAUGGAGGGAGUUAGGGCAGGGAGGCAGCUCUCAAGGUUAUCGCCUCAGUUUUACUGGUAAGACGCAAGGAUUUAAGGCAACCCCACCUUCCACACACACACCUUCCUUGUUACCCACGUAGCUCACUAAAUCCAGCUCUGGUUUUCACAAAUAGUUCCCUAAUCUGCUCUACCUAAAUUGGAUGUAGACGUGGCCUUUCUGUUUCAAGGCUUGUGAAAACAACCAGUUCUCUAUUUAGGGUGGAGGCUCAUUUUUAGCUUCCUGGAACAUUUGAGCUAAGCAGCAUGCUUGCAGCAGAGUUAGCUUGCUAAAGGUCAGAUAUUGACGUGGGAGGGGAAGGCCGUUGGUGCCUCUUGGUCUUCCUGGAGAGCUUGGAGUUCUCCAGAACUUAGGACAUAAGGACAGUAUUGAGCUUGGAUCAUGAACAAUCCUGCAGUUUUUUCUCCAUGAAUAACACAAGCUAGCUAGGAGUCUGGCAGAAGUUAUGAACCUUUCUCUCCCCCUACCCCCCAACUCUGAAAGACCAUUGUCUCAUCUCUUUUCCCGGUAGUGAUGCUAUCAGCCUGUUCUGCAAUAAUUAGAUGAGUGCAACUUUCUUUGUCUGGAAGGAACCCUCACUGUGGCACUAGGUGUGUGUGUGUGUGUGUGUGUGUGUGUGUGUGUGUGGCUGGGGGAGGGCGCAACUCGGUCAUCUGUUGUUCCCCAGCCAUGCACAAGUCUCUCUUAUGGAGGUUAAAAUCUCGUCAGACUUUCUCAGUUCAUAUCUCACCAGGCACAGGUCUGUAGUUCUGAGCGUACAGUUGUAAAUGGUUGCACUGUUCAGCUUUUUGCCCAGGUUUCCUAUGCUGCUUAGAGUAGCCCCUGUGGAAGUGCCUUACGAACUUGCCCCUAUUCCAUUAGUGUCAUGGAAAAGGUUUUUAAGUUAUAUUUAUUUUCCUUUCUUUUUAAUUGCACAAAACACUACGACUUAAUGCAUGGAAUCUUUUUUUUUUUUAAAAACAACCCUGUAUUUUUAGUUUUUAAAAUGUCCUUAUCCAGCUUUGGGGAAAGGGCUUUAAGCAGCAGCCUAGAUAUGUACCAGUUUAGCUGUAGUUUAGCUUCGCAUUGCUCCUGUAUAUGUAUAUUAUUUUAAAGUCUGUUUUGUAAACUCAAUUCCUUGCUUUGUGGCUUCGAAAGAAGCAGAUUGUUUCCCCGGAUGUCUUAUGCCUUCCUGGAGGCUGGAACUGUUGCUGUGAGGUAUUCCUUGCCCCCUCCCCUUGGUCACUGGGUGAUGCAGAGUAAAUCUGAACUGUACUGAAACACCAACGCACAGUGGCUGUAAAGAGCCUAUAACUUCCAAAUAAAGGCAUAUGAAAACCA